Messenger RNA from Phytophthora infestans T30-4, 1065 nucleotides. RefSeq lists its product as uncharacterized. NCBI's taxonomy places the organism in Eukaryota, Oomycota, Peronosporomycetes, Peronosporales, Peronosporaceae. The record is from RefSeq and is a predicted model, not a curated record. The transcript has 2 exons. The coding region runs from base 1 to 1065 and encodes 354 amino acids.
AUGGCCGGAGCUGAACUCAAUGUGCGCGAGCUGUUGGAGCUCGAGCGCCAGAUCUACCAGGAGAGCAUUGACCGUGUGCUACAGCAGCAGGAGAAGCUGAAUACCGGUGUAUUGGAUGAUUUUGUACGACGCUGUAGACCUUUCGAAGAGGUCCGCGAGCGCGAGUUACAAGUGGCGCAAAACCAGCUCCAGCUCUCGCAACAAGACGCGCUCAGUCUCUUUCAGUUCGAUCUACAGCAAGCGGAAGACGUCUUCCGGUCUGAGAGAGAGCAACUUAAGCGCAAGUUGCUGGAAAGCACGAGACGCAGACGAGCGAUCAUCGACAAGCGACUCAAGACACUGGACGAGAAACCAUUGCCCACGAGCAACUUGAACGUACGCGCAACAACCGAGUACACAAUCAAAAAAGAGGGAAAAUUGCAGCGUAAGUUGCUGGAAAAUCAACUCCGAAAGGCUCAAAUAAGGACGAGGAGGGACUUUAACUUCCGACACUUGUCGGACGGCGUACUACCGACCCCUGAAAGGAUCGUGAACGACGUAUCUAUUGAAUGUGAGAAGCUGCAACGCAACCGCGAACUCCAAGAAAGGGAGGAAAUGACGGUGCAAGAAGGCGGGAGUCUCAAUGUCCACGUGGAUAUCAUUGAGGACGGACAGAAACUACGUUGUCGACUGAAGAAAAGCGAAGAGUUGGUGGAGGAAACGUUCGGAGUAGGGGACGCGGUGGUGUUGAUUUCCCGGUUAACCGAAGAGGAUUUCCAUGGAUUUGUGUCAGCUAUUGCGAGUGACGAGGUGAAGUUGGUACUGGUAUGCGGAACCCAUGCUCACGUGGCGAUUUCUCGACUACGCAGUGGCCAGUGUACACUGCACAAACGACGGGAAGACUUCGUAGCAAUUGACAAGAGAGAAAAUGGCCAGGAAGGUAUUAAUGGGAUUAAAUCACCUCCUGGCGUUGCCACCAACUUGAAGGAUUUAUUACGGGAUCCGCCCGAUGUGCGACGUCGUGCGGCUGCAGUAUUGAACCGACUCAAGCGAAAGACAACGAUUGAUAUCCGACGCGGUUUCUGA